This is a messenger RNA of Symbiodinium sp. CCMP2456, 993 nucleotides long. NCBI's taxonomy places the organism in Eukaryota, Dinophyceae, Suessiales, Symbiodiniaceae. The record is from the annotation of a GenBank genome assembly.
CUUGGUGGCGACAUUCUCUGGCUUGCGCCGACGGAUGUCAGGAGGGUGCUGGGCUACCGGGUCUACCUCAGCACUGGGCUGCGGGCGGGACAGCCGAGGUCCCUCAUAGGUUCAGAAAUAGCGGUUGGCGCUACCCAGAAUUUCCUCCCUGCCGAGAGUGCCAUGCAAACCUGGACGCACGUUGCCGUCUUCACCCGCUCGCAGCUCGUCGAGCAGACGACACCGGCAGGUGCAAGCAUCUCUGACACGUCGUCGUCGGUUUCGGCCAUGGACUUUCCUGACGAUGAUUUGGAUCAGUUUGAAAUUGGCGGUCUGCUAUCCUGGAAGAACCCCAGCGACUUCAGCGAGGUCAUCGAUUACGAGGUCUAUCUCGCCGAAGACAGCAACGGCACGAACCGCUCCUACCUGGGCAAUGUUUCGGUUGGCACCAACAGCUUCGACGUUCCUGCAGAGACGGGAUUGCAAUCGUUCAGUCACCUGGUAGUAUACACCCGUUCUCCACUGGUGGAGCAGAGCACGCCGGAAGCCUUGCGCAUCAUCGAAACUGUUGCCAGUGUCUCGGCGAUUAGCUUCGUGGACCUGGACUUGGAUACAGACGAGCUUGGAGGUCGCUUGCUGUGGCAAGAGCCGGCAUCCACCGAGCGAGUCGAGUUCUACGUAGUGUACCUUGCCCUGGACUCGGUCGGCACUGGUGGAGAAGUGCCGGUCGGCACGCAGCGGACCACAUUGCCGACGGUGAACAUCACCGCGCUUGACAUCCUCUACGAUACCCCUCGCCAAAACUUCAGCCACCUUGUAAUCUACACAAGGUCUUCACUGGCCGAGCAGACAACUCCGGUCGCAGCAGCACUUUCGGACACGUUCGCAACAGUGUCCAACGUCACCUUCGCUGACUACGACUUGGAUGCUACUGAUAUCGGGGGGCCCCUGACAUGGGAUCCUCCGGGUGAUGUCUCCGAAGUGGUGACGUACAUCGUGUAUCUGGCCAGAGCA